AUUGAAUAGUUGUUCAGAAACUGUCAAUAUUUAAAUACUUCUGUUGGCAACAUUAUCCAUUUAAUCUUUCGAAGGGUUGACGAAAUAUUAACGUUGUGCUUGGGGUUCAUACCGCUUGCGUGGAAUUGAAGAAACAUGGGUCGUCGCCCAGCAAGAUGUUAUCGGUACUGUAAAAACAAACCUUAUCCCAAAUCAAGAUUUUGUAGAGGUGUCCCUGAUCCCAAAAUUCGUAUCUUUGAUCUUGGUCGUAAGAAGGCUAAAGUAGAUGAAUUACCUCUAUGCAUCCAUUUAGUUUCAAAUGAAUUCGAGCAAAUCUCUUCUGAAGCUUUGGAGGCUGGUAGAAUCUGUGCUAAUAAAUAUCUUGUUAAGAUGUGUGGCAAAGAUUCCUUUCACUUAAGAAUGCGACUACAUCCUUUCCAUGUUAUUAGGAUCAAUAAAAUGUUAUCAUGUGCUGGAGCUGAUAGGCUCCAAACUGGUAUGAGGGGUGCUUUCGGUAAACCCCAAGGAACUGUAGCACGUGUGGAUAUUGGUCAGAUGAUCAUGUCUGUCAGAGCUAAGGAUCAACAUAAAGAGCAUGUGAUUGAAGCUCUCCGACGUGCUAAAUUUAAAUUUCCAGGUCGUCAGAAGAUUGCAGUUUCUAAAAAGUGGGGAUUCACUAAGUGGGAUAAAGAAGAUUAUGAAGCAAUGAGAGCUGAUGGUCGCUUGAAACCUGAUGGUGCAUAUUGUCAUUACUACAAUAAUCAUGGACCUUUCAAAGUGUGGGAAGAUAUGCAAAGAGAACUCCGAGGACUUGAUUAAUUCCUAUUAUACUUGGAAAUAAAGAGUUUUCGGAUCUUA
This is a messenger RNA of Argiope bruennichi, 837 nucleotides long. It is a transcript of the gene RpL10, whose product is annotated as 60S ribosomal protein L10-like. Lineage: Eukaryota; Metazoa; Arthropoda; Arachnida; Araneae; Araneidae. The coding region runs from base 136 to 798 and encodes 220 amino acids. Gene Ontology annotation, cellular component: ribosome; cytosolic large ribosomal subunit. The transcript has 6 exons. Gene Ontology annotation, molecular function: structural constituent of ribosome. Gene Ontology annotation, biological process: ribosomal large subunit assembly; translation. The record is from RefSeq and is a predicted model, not a curated record.